CGAUGUCCACCCCGCCGCGCCGCCGCUCGCGCCGCCUCGCCUCCGCCACCGCCGCCGCCCCCUCGCCAGACGCGCCGCCGCCCGCCCGCCUGCUCGACCUCCCCAGGGAGCUCCUCGAGCGCGUCCUCUCCCGCUUCAACAGCCCCAUCGACAUCGCUCGCGUCGCGGCCGUCUCGCUGCUCUUCCACGCCUCGCUUGCGGAGGAGGGAAUCCGCUUGUGGGCGCAAGAGCACGGCUUCGAGCUGCCGCCGCCGCCAGCGGGCGAGGACUGCGCCGUGCGGUGGCUGUGCUAUUCGGCGUUGCUGCACGAGUCCAACCGGCCGGCGAGGGCGGCAGCAGGCGAACGGCACAGCGUCUUCAUCGGCGAGGGGCGGCUCUCGUCGUGCGGGUCAGCGGCAACGGAGGGCGAGGAGGAGGCGGAGGAGGACGAGGAGGCAUUACCAGGCCUCCUCGGUCACGGCGAGGGCGUGACGCGGCUCAACACGCCGACCCGCCUCCCGUCCACGUUGGGUGGCGAGCGCGCCGUGAGCGUGUCGGCUGCAGUCUACCACAGCCUCGCCCUCACCGCCGACGGCGCAGUCUGGAGCUGGGGUGAGGGCAACUUUGGCCGCUUGGGCCACGGCGACCAGCAGGACCAGCUGCAGCCGAAGAAGAUCGAGGCCUUUGCUGGCCAGCGCGUCGUCGCUGUCUCGGCUGGAGCAUACCACAGCCUCGCCCUCACAGCCGACGCCGCCGUCUGGAGCUGGGGCUUUGGAGUCUUUGGCAAGCUGGGCCACGGCGACGAGGAGACGCAGCUGCUGCCGAAGAAGGUCGAGGCCUUUGCAGGGCGGCGCGUCGUCGCUGUGUCGGCUGGAGGCAACCACAGCCUCGUCCUCACCGCUGACGACGCUGUUUAUGCUUGGGGCGUGGGCGAAAGCGGCUGCCUAGGCCACGGAGAGGACCUGUCGAACCAGCUGCCUCCCAAGAAGAUCGAGACGUGGGCGCCGGGGCAGUGAGAAGGUUUGCCCGCGUGCGACAUACAUGGAAAUCUCUGCGCAACAUCGGAAGAUCCUUGGACUGUAGAUCGUAGAUGCCUUUUAGAGAUCUCUUAAGUGGCAAAUCUCCUGCCAAGAGCAGCAGUAGAUUGAAGAACUGGUGGAGGCAAAUCUUCUCCGGUGUAGAUGCUCGAGAGGAGUCUGAGAUCUCGAGUUGGUGCGUGCAGUCGCUUGAGAUCUUGCGACAGAGGUGGAGAUUCUGACCGCUUCGCGCCAAAGGCGCCUAGAGAUCGUG
Molecule: messenger RNA, 1269 nt
Organism: Emiliania huxleyi CCMP1516
Lineage: Eukaryota; Haptophyta; Isochrysidales; Noelaerhabdaceae
Exons: 2
Cellular component (GO): cytoplasm
Molecular function (GO): guanyl-nucleotide exchange factor activity; protein binding
Source: RefSeq, a predicted model, not a curated record